UCUCUGGGCCGGCAGUUUGCAGGAGGUGGGCUCACGCUGGAGGAUGAGAAUAGCUCCACUGCCGUAGCUGAAACACAUCACAUCAUGCAGCUGCCGGGGAAAUGAUGAGUCUGCAGAAUUCCUGCAGUACGACGCAAGGGCAAGGAGGGGAAGCAGGUGGAGAUCGCUGUGACCUGCUCAAGUGUGCACGAGCAGUCGGUGCACGCCGUAAACGACAUAUUAUCUGCAUCAAACAGAAACCACAUAGCUCUAACCUUAAUAUCACAAAACCAAACCAAUGCAGCAACUUGAAUCUAAAUAUGGCCGCACUGAUCGAUGUAAUCGCCUGGUGGAAGCAGUGAGAGCAGCUGUAAGAUAGUAGAUCAGGGUCAGACUGCAUCUCUCCCAGAGAAAUGUGUGUGUGCAUGUGUGUGUGUGUGUGCACCAGCCAAGACUUUGGCAGGAGAGGAUUUUUUUGCUGCAUCAGUCAGCACAGGACAGUAAAUAAGGGAGCAGACACUGAGCCCUUACAUCUGCAUCAAGGAGAAGAACAAAGAGGCUUUAAUGCUCGGCACAUUUUUCAACUUAGAUGAUUUUAAAGCUCAGGUUCUCCUCUAGAUUUCUACCACACGCCUCCUACCACGCCCUCAGAGGCAGAGCUGACAGCCAUGGCCUUAUCCUCGUCAGCCUCCUCCUCUAACAAAGCACAGACUCCAUCGCCGGCCGACAGCGACAUCCCCUCCGCCACCGCCGCCGUUUCUCCAAUUACAGAGUGGACACAGAGACUGUCUGGGUCCACAGACUGGGCCGUGAUAAGUGUAGAAAGCAUCGCCUCCUCAGAGACGAGUGUGAGCGAUGCAGCAGCCAGACACGGGAAGGCAGCGGUCAGCGUGGCCCCCCCGGCAUCUCUGCCCCCGUCCAGAGACUCCCCCUCGGAGCAGAGCUGGCAGGAGAGAGACAGCGGACUGGAGCCGCAGGAUGCAGCAGAGAGAGCCGAGGAGGAGAUGACCCUGGUCCUGCUCAGUCUGAUGGAGCAUCAGAGGGCCUCGCUGGGCCUCACCCCCAAAACCGAUGUCAUCACAGGAGCAGUAGAGCUGCUCAGGCGCUUGAUAACAGAGAGAGACGAGCUGCUCGAGGAGGUGGACACACUGAGGGAGACACUGAGGGCGGAGCGGCUGGAGUGGCGUCAGUUCCAGCGUGACCUGCAGGUCGCCGUGUCCGUGGCCGACCGGCUGCGGAUCGAGUCGGACCAGGCUCUGGGUCUGCUCCAGGGGCGCCACAGGGCCGUGGAGGAGCAGCUGGCCCUUGCCCUCAGCGGGCAGCAGGAGAAGGACGGAGAGCUGGAGAGUCUGAGAGCCGAGCACAGAGACGUCUGCAGCAAACUAAACGAACUCACGCUGCAGCAGGAGCAGCAGCGAACCGAGCUGGAUGCUCUGAGAAACACAUGUGUGGCGAAAGACAGAGCGGAUGGUGAUAAACUGAUGGAGAGACGAGACUCUGAGGAGGGAGAGGACAUACAAGAAGCUGCAGGAGAGACUGAAGCUGAGCAGGAGGAGAAUGAAGCAAAUGGAGACGUGGAGGCAAACGGGUCAGGGGACAUGCAGCCGAAGGGGAAGGGGGUAGCGGAGGGGUACCUGCGGAGUUUAGCUGCACUGGAGAAGAAGAAAGAAGCGGGACGUGGGCUCAGAGAUCCGAGGAGGAUCGUGAUGCUGUCUGAACGAUCUUGGAGUUUAUCUCGUCUUCCACUCCCAGUUGACUCCUCCGGUCCAAAUGAGGCUUCAAAUACAAGCACAACUUUGCCACUAUGCAAGAAAGAGCAGCCAACUAAGGGGAGAAGGCUGGAUCGUAUUUUACAGCGACAGGACAGUUGGUCCAGUUUUUAUUCGGGAAAACUGGACGAGGAUCAAAGCUCAGAUUACGUCAAACCUCAGGAUGGUUUCAGUGCUCUGCUGCGGCGUCACGGCGGCUCCAGGAGAAACUCCCUGCUGCGCUGGUGCCAAGGUCGUACACAAGGUUACAAGAAUAUUGAUAUCACCAACUUCAGCAGCAGCUGGGAGGAUGGUUUGGCGUUCUGCGCCGUUUAUCACACGUAUUUACCGAGUCACAUCCCAUAUGAGAGCCUGAACCCUGAGGACAAGAAGGUAAAUCUGGACCUCGCUUUUAGGACGGGAGAGAACGUGGGAGUCACAGGCACACUGACGGUGGAGGAGAUGCUGAGGGCUGACGGGCCGGACUGGCAGAGGGUCCUGGGAUACGUCGAAUGCAUCUUCCGUCAGUUUGAGAUGUGAGGUCGUCUCCUCUCGUCCUGUUUGGACUGAAACACUGUUGGAUUUAAAAUGCAUCAGCAAUAUCGAACUUUAUCAUAAGAUUUUAUGCAUCAACACACGUUCUCAUGAAAAACUCCAAACAGUGUUUUGCCCUCGAAUACUUUUAUUUUUCUACAUACUGUACAUAGUGGUGGCACCAGGUUGGUGAAUAUGCACAGGUCAUCAAAUAUUUGAAUUCCAGACGUUUCACUUACUCAACAGUUACUUUCACAUUUGGUGCUGGAGCCACUGGUUUUGCACGGUUUGCCUUUUUUAAAAAAAAUGCACUUUAUGAUUAUGUAAUUUUUUUAAUGAUUCCAGAAUCUCUGGCAUUUAAGUUUUAUUUAUUUUUAAUCUUAAACCUCUUCUACCAUGACAGUGUUGUCAUGUUCGCAUGCUCCCAAAACUAAACCCACCAAACAGAGGGUGGGAGUAGAUUUUAUUUUCUGUAGAAGUGAUGUUUAUAAACUAAGGAGAGUUGUCUUGUAAAUAUGUAAAUGUGUGUAACCGCUUCAGUAUUUUUAGAAACAUAUUAAACACAUGAAGAUGUCGCUGCUAAACGUUAUGCAAUAAUAAAGUUAUGUAUAAUGUAA
Molecule: messenger RNA, 2878 nt
Organism: Hippoglossus stenolepis (Pacific halibut)
Lineage: Eukaryota; Metazoa; Chordata; Actinopteri; Pleuronectiformes; Pleuronectidae
Product: cytospin-A
Exons: 11
Coding region: 648-2267 (539 amino acids)
Molecular function (GO): protein binding
Source: RefSeq, a predicted model, not a curated record